UUGUUCGAAGAAAACAUGGCGGCAACCAAAAGAUACUUCCCGCUUUUCCUCGAGUUAUUUUUCCUUCUUUCCGUUUGCUGUCUCCCUGAACCUGGUAAAAAGCAAUUAAAUUUUAGUAAGGAACGUCAUCAUGGUGGUUUUCCUAAAACGAUGAAUAAGGGUUACACUGUCGCAAUGAAAGGGCAAUGCUCGGGUUAUAAAGGAAAAAUCUUUAUUAAAUGGCGUUUGGCAGUUUCACCAUGUGCUGAGAUGUUCUCACCUUUGGAGGAUGGUGGUGAUGAUUCAGGAGAGGACCGUGUUGGUAUAAUUUUUGAUAGUGGUUACGCCAAUCACUCGCUGAAUGGAAACUACACUGUGGAUUGUAAAGCUGCAAUACAUUUUGCGGACCAAACUGAUACGGUAAUAGAGUUGAUUCAACCCAGCCCUUCAGUUACAGAAAGUCAAGAAAAGGAUCAGGGAACAGAGGAGAAUCAAGAUGAGAAAAAUAAAACUGAUGAUCAGAAAGAGAAGGCAGACACAGAGCAAGAAAAGAAAAAGAAACCUGUUCACACUGAUGAAAAUGAAGGCAAAAAAGGAAAAGAUUCAAAAGGAGAAGAGAAACCUGACCCUGAUGUGAGUGAGAUGCUAGGAAAUGGGGAUGGGAAACCUCAGAAGACCUCUGAACGAAGAAAGAGAGAUGCAGAUGACAAACCAGAGGUGAGCAAACCAGAGGCAAGCAAACCAGACGCGAGCAAACCAGAGGUUAAACCAGAGGUUAAAACAAGUAAAUCAUCAACUGCAUCAUCUACAACAAAAGAUUCAGAGGCCACUUAUUAA
Pocillopora verrucosa is the source of this 816-nucleotide messenger RNA. Lineage: Eukaryota; Metazoa; Cnidaria; Anthozoa; Scleractinia; Pocilloporidae. The record is from RefSeq and is a predicted model, not a curated record.